Messenger RNA from Parastagonospora nodorum SN15, 513 nucleotides. RefSeq lists its product as hypothetical. NCBI's taxonomy places the organism in Eukaryota, Fungi, Ascomycota, Dothideomycetes, Pleosporales, Phaeosphaeriaceae. The transcript has 2 exons. The record is from RefSeq and is a predicted model, not a curated record. Bases 1 to 513 code for a protein of 170 amino acids.
AUGUACUGUUGCGGAACAUUACAGACUGGGCUAUGUGCGCCGUAUGCGCUCUCAACACCAGUAAUCACAUUUGCCGCUCGCUUCAGCCUCGUUCCCACCGUGCCUCUUUGUUCGGCAGACGUUAGGGGUAGGCUGACUCAGGAUCCUUAUUAUACUGAGUCCGCUUUACACGCUUCUGGCAGCCUUCAUUGUAAUACUGUUUUUCAAUCUUUGGACGUUCCACGGUACUGGCUUCCAGAUCCUAAUCAUGCACCAAUAGCACCGUCGUCAGCGCCGCCAAUGCUAGCUCCACCAGACCCCGCAGCAUCAGAGCCAGAGGAAGCACCACCAGCGGCGGUACCCACAACCCAGGCGGUAGAGGAGUACAGGGGCAUACCGAGGAAGCUUUGGUACAAACUGGGACCUCAUGGCAUGAGCGACGAGAUCCGUGAUUGGACCAAGACCUGCAUCGACAGUAAUCCAGGUUACGAGGUCGAAUCGAUGACAGAGGAAAAAGCGGCGACGAGAUGGUAA